ACGGAGAGAAAUCCCGCGGCUCCCAGACAACUAGCUGCACAUUCGAUCGUCUUUCAACUUUUGUUCAAUUUAGCAGUUUGUGUCUUCGUGAAAAAUUUUACAGAAACAGAAAGUUCAUUCUCGUCGGAGACGAUAUGCAGUCGAUGCUCAAGGCAUGUAAUUAAAUUUCUUAAAAUAAAAGCAAAAACGGAAACAGGGCCCGUGACGAAUCUGCUACUUCCGAUGUAAAGGUCCUGUCAGUCAAGGAGGAAGAAUCUUCCGUCGCUUCGAGCUCGGCACCAGGCCCCGUGGGAAAGAAAGCCCGAGCCUUCCGGAGGUGAGCGGGAGCGGUUUGGUGGGAGUAGGGCCCACCCUGGCGAGAAGGACGAGGGAAUUCGGCCUGGACGAACAUGAACGAUUGGAUGCCCAUCGCCAAGGAGUAUGACCCGCUUAAAGCUGGCAGCAUUGAUGGCACCGACGAGGACCCACAUGAUCGAGCUGUCUGGAGGGCGAUGCUGGCACGAUAUGCCCCCAACAAAGGUGUCACAGGAGACCCCCUCCUCACCCUGUUUGUGGCGAGACUAAACCUGCAGACCAAAGAGGAGAAGUUAAAGGAAGUAUUUUCCCGCUAUGGGGACAUCCGGCGGCUUCGGCUGGUGAGGGACUUGGUCACGGGCUUUUCGAAGGGCUACGCCUUCAUCGAAUACAAAGAGGAGCGUUCUCUGCUCAAAGCUUACCGGGACGCCGAUGGCCUGGUUAUUGACCAACACGAGAUAUUUGUGGACUAUGAACUGGAAAGGACUCUCAAAGGGUGGAUUCCUCGGCGACUUGGAGGAGGCCUAGGGGGGAAAAAGGAAUCCGGGCAGCUGAGAUUUGGGGGGCGGGAUCGGCCUUUCCGAAAACCCAUUAAUCUGCCAGUUGUUAAAAGCGACCAGUUUCGAGAGGGAAAGAGGGAGAGAAGGGAGCGAUCUCGAUCCCGAGAAAGACACUGGGACUCCAGGACGAGGGAUCGGGACCAUGACAGGGGCCGGGAGAAGAGGUGGCAGGAAAAAGAAUCAACUAGGGUGUGGCCAGAAGGUGACUGGGACAGAGAGAGGGACUUCAGAGAUGACAGGAUCAAGGGGAGGGAGAAGAGGGACAGAAGUAAGUAGACUCCAUCCCCUGCCAAGCCCAAACGAAGGUACCCGACCAGUAAAAGUGCAGGGAGACCUGCACUGCUUGUAUACGGAAUCCAAGUCCGGUGGUUGAAUAAAACUUACUGAUGAAAACAAAAACAAAACAGAAAAAACUUACUAAUGAUGAUGGGGUUGGGUACGUUUUCUUACUAAUGAUGGUGGGGUUGGGUACGUUUUCUUUCGACUCUGGAAUGCAGGUUCAAGAUGAACACGCUACUUUGAAUUUUCUCUUCUUCAUCUUAUAGUUUUUUUGUUUUUUGGGGCUCAUGGGCGGUUUGCGGGAUCUUACUUCCCUGACCAGGGAUUGAACCCGCGCCCUCAGUAGUGAAAGUGCAGAGUCCUAACCAUUGGACCACCGGGGAACUCCCUUCCUCUUAUAGUUGUAAGGACCCAUUAUUUGAUAAGCUUGAGAAACAAUUUUGCAGUCACCAGCAUCUGUACAGAAAGACCUAUGUAAGGAGCCACGACUCAUUUAAUUUGGCAGUACGGAAUUUGCUUUUUCUCCCAUCUUUUGGAAAUGGCCAUUUUGAGGGCUUGGCAGAAAGAGGUGAUGACUGAAAACCAUUUGCAUUGAUCUGUGACUCCUGGGAACCCAAAUCUGGUCAGAAUCUAAGUUGUGUGUUUUCCACCUUUAUGUCCAUAGUGCAGGGUUUGCUGCAGUGAAAUAAAAAUGGGUUAGAAAAAUGAAUCCGAGGAGAAUGUCCAGAGACUUAGUACCAAAAGCCAGUCUUAGCAGUGAUCUGGGUCAGCAACCAGCUUCUCUUGAACAAAUAUAACUCCAUUCUCGAGCCAAAUGCUGACUACCUUUUUUCCUUUUCUCUUUUUGGCGGGGUGGCUGGCAUUUAAAAUGAAAACCCAGAGUUGCAGGGCUUUGGGGCUAUGGUCUGUGGCAAUCCUCCAGCCCUUGGAAAAGAGAAAGUUCAAAAGAAGUGAGAGUGAAAUGAAAAUGAAAUCAAUGAAAGGUUAGUAGCUAGUUCCGAUGGACUGAUUUGCCUUUUCUCUCUUGAUCAUCCAGCCUCUGGUUUGUUUGAAACUGGAUAUAUUGACCUGAACUUCUGAGAGCUUUGAAUAAGUGCCAUACUGUUCAUGUGAUCUUUCAAGAAAGUGACAUUCAACCUUUUUCUUUUAUCCAUGGCUGUGUCUUUGAAAGUUCAGGUUCUUAAAAUUCAGGAUGUCUCAUGUAAAGUAAAUGUCUGAUUUAGUAGCAAGACUCACACAUUCAUUACUAGGUUUUUGCAUCAGGAGUAUGAAUCUCAUCGUUACAUAGGGGACCUACGGUAUCUUAAAAGUGCUGUCAGCUGUUAGAACUGUUUUAGAAGAAUAUGCUCUUUCCUUUGUAAAUUUCCAGUGCAGAAUUUUACUCUUCUCCUAAAUCUCAGAAGACCGCCUUGCAGGAACACCUUUAUGAUUUCACCCAUGUUUCAUUUACAACGUGUGUUAUGGGCUAGAGUUGGUAGGUACAUUAGGUAAACAAGCUGCUCCACAUCAGGGAAGCUGAGUCGUGAGACAGCUUCAGAAGAAACACAGACAGGGGCAGCAGUGUUUACGUAGUGUUUACAGAGUCUAAGCUGGCGGCUAUCAACCCUGAGUACCAGAAUACCGAUGGAUGGAAAAAAUAGGCACAUUCAGUCCCCACCCCUGGACAUUUGGGCUUAGUCUUACAAUGA
Delphinapterus leucas (beluga whale) is the source of this 2821-nucleotide messenger RNA. It is a transcript of the gene SNRNP35, whose product is annotated as small nuclear ribonucleoprotein U11/U12 subunit 35. Gene Ontology annotation, molecular function: mRNA binding; snRNA binding. Gene Ontology annotation, cellular component: precatalytic spliceosome; U12-type spliceosomal complex. NCBI's taxonomy places the organism in Eukaryota, Metazoa, Chordata, Mammalia, Artiodactyla, Monodontidae. The record is from RefSeq and is a predicted model, not a curated record. Gene Ontology annotation, biological process: mRNA splicing, via spliceosome.